GCAGCUAAGCUAGUACGUUAGCUCGAUAAAUCGAUCAGCUGGUGGUCGGAGAAUCGCUGGAGUAGUAGGUCGCUACGUACCUCGUCGGAGAAGAUGAGUCAGCUUGCGUCGGCGCCCAAGGUGGCGCUGGGAUCGAUCGCGUUCGCGGUGUUCUGGAUGAUGGCGGUGUUCCCGUCGGUGCCGUUCCUGCCGAUCGGGCGGACGGCGGGGUCGCUGCUGAGCGCGGUGCUGAUGAUCAUCUUCCACGUGAUCAGCCCCGACGACGCGUACGCCUCCAUCGACCUCCCCAUCCUGGGCCUCCUCUUCGCCACCAUGGUGGUGGGCAGCUACCUGAAGAACGCCGGCAUGUUCAAGCACCUGGGGCGGCUGCUGGCCUGGAAGAGCCAGGGCGGCCGCGACCUGCUCUGCCGCGUCUGCAUCGUCACCGCGCUCGCCAGCGCCCUCUUCACCAACGACACCUGCUGCGUCGUCCUCACCGAGUUCGUGCUGGAGCUCGCCGCCGACCGCAACCUCCCCGCCAAGCCCUUCCUCCUGGCGCUCGCCUCCAGCGCCAACAUCGGCUCCGCCACCACGCCCAUCGGGAACCCGCAGAACCUGGUCAUCGCCUUCAACAGCAAGAUCCCCUUCCCCAAGUUCCUCAUCGGGAUCCUCCCCGCCAUGCUCGUCGGCAUGGCCGUCAACAUGGUCAUGCUGCUCUGCAUGUACUGGAGGGAGCUGGGCGGCGGCGCCGAGCUCUCCGUGGACGGGAAGCAGCAGAUGGAGGCCGCGGAGGAGGGGCGGUCGCCGUCGGUGGCGUCGCUCAAGAGCCCGCAGCUGAACGGCAACGGCAACGCGCUGUCGCUGGAGAUGUCGGAGAACAUCACGACGAAGCACCCGUGGUUCAUGCAGUGCACGGAGGAGCGGCGGAAGCUGUUCCUCAAGAGCUUCGCGUACGUGGUGACGGUGGGCAUGGUGGUGGCCUACAUGGUGGGGCUCAACAUGUCGUGGACCGCCAUCACCACCGCGCUCGCCCUCGUCGUCGUCGACUUCCGCGACGCCGAGCCGUGCCUGGACACCGUCUCCUACUCGCUGCUGGUCUUCUUCUCCGGCAUGUUCAUCACGGUGAGCGGGUUCAACAAGACGGGCCUCCCGGGCGCCAUCUGGGACUUCAUGGCGCCCUACUCCAAGGUCAACAGCGUCGGCGGCAUCUCCGUCCUCUCCAUCAUCAUCCUCCUCCUCUCCAACCUCGCCUCCAACGUCCCAACGGUGCUGCUGAUGGGCGACGAGGUGGCGAAGGCGGCGGCGCUGAUAUCGCCGGCGGCGGUGACUCGGUCGUGGCUGCUGCUGGCGUGGGUGAGCACGGUGGCGGGGAACCUGUCGCUGCUGGGGUCGGCGGCGAACCUGAUCGUGUGCGAGCAGGCGCGCCGGGCGCCGAGGAAUGCCUACGACCUCACCUUCUGGCAACACAUCGUCUUCGGCGUCCCCUCCACCCUCAUCGUCACCGCCAUCGGCAUACCGCUCAUCGGCAAGAUCUAAUCAUGCAAUCCUCAACCUCAUUAAUUAAUCCAAGCCAAUGAUGGACAAUGCAUGCAGAUAUAUAUGCUCAAGUGUUCAAUUACUUAAGAGAAUGAAUGAUCAAUGUUGUGUAUGAUUUUCGUUUUCCUUUUUCUUUUUUCACGUGUAUGUGUUGUAGUGUAUGGCCGGCGAGCUUGCGAUUGAAUUUAAUUUGGCCUUGCUUGCAUGCAUGGUGAUCUCAGCUCAGCUAGCUAUAGCUCUUGCUUAAUUAUAUCAAGUGUUAAUCAUGAUGAGGCGAGGGAAUUACAAGGGA
Oryza brachyantha (malo sina) is the source of this 1807-nucleotide messenger RNA. Its product is annotated as silicon efflux transporter LSI2. Gene Ontology annotation, cellular component: membrane. The transcript has 2 exons. The coding region runs from base 94 to 1515 and encodes 473 amino acids. The record is from RefSeq and is a predicted model, not a curated record. Gene Ontology annotation, biological process: transmembrane transport. NCBI's taxonomy places the organism in Eukaryota, Viridiplantae, Streptophyta, Magnoliopsida, Poales, Poaceae.